AUGAAAUUGACGGCUCAUCUUGUUGCAGCACUCUUAUUUAUUAUACUAAUAAUCACCGUAAAUUCGUAUUUGAUACCUGAUGAACAAAUUAACCGUAAUAAAAGUGAGGUAACAGAUUUGAAGAAAAAUUAUGAAUUGUUCGCUAGAACACGAAGAACAGUUGUUGUAUUAGAUAAAACUAAGCUUUGGAAAGAUGGUAUUAUUCCUUAUCAUUUCGAUGACGUGAUUACUGGACAACAACGAAGAUUUAUUAAAAAAGCGAUGAGAGAGUGGGAAAAAUCAACAUGUAUUCAGUUUGUCGAAAGAAAUGAAAAAAUCCAUCCUUCAAAUUAUUUAAAUUUUACGAAGCUGGCAUUGUGCGAAUGCUGUUAUGUAGAACAAGAAUUAUUUUAUACAGGACAUCAGAUAAGUUUAGGUGAUCGUUGUUUUGUACAGCACAUUGUUGUUCAUGAAUUGGGGCAUGCGAUUGGUUUUCAUCAUGAACACAAUCAUCCAGAUCGUGAUAAAUAUAUUCAAAUAAAUUAUCCUAAUAUUCCUAAAGAUGACUUCGGGGACUUUAAAAAGUAUACACAUGACCAAGUUGACACAUUAAGGUUGCCAUACGAUUAUGAAUCUGUAAUGCACUACCAUUCAACUAUACUUACCGAUGGAAAAUUACCGCCUACAAUAACACGAAUACCAGAAAGUCAGAAUGGUCCUUCAGAUUUGAUAGAAGAAAAAAGUAAACCAAGCAAUGGUGAUAUAGCAGCUACGAAUCUUCUAUACCAAUGCUCUAAAUGUGGAAAAACAUUAUAUGAACCUCGUGGUACAUUUGAACAACCAAUUAAUAACAAUAACGUUACACUAAAUGAUGUCGAAAGGUGUGAAUGGAGAAUUAGAGCAGCUGAAGGUGAAAGCAUAAAACUCAAAAUCAUAUCAUUGAAGAUUUUUCCGACUUACAAUUGUUUAUUCGAUUAUCUGGAAAUUCGUAACGGAAAUUCGCCAAAUAGUCCUAUUUUGGGUCGUUACUGCGGAAAUAUCGUGGAUGUCACGAUUAUGAUUGAUAAUUUUUUACUAAUUACUUAUGUAAAAAUGAGUAAUCAAAAUAUUACCAGUACUUUCAAAGUCGAAUACGAAAUUAUUUGUCAUAAGACUAUUGAUAUCAGAAAUGAUACUUCUUAUAAUUUAGAAUCACCGAACUAUCCUGAAUGCUAUAAGCCUUAUAUGGAAUGCUAUUGGCAUUUCAUUGCCCCUGAAAAUCAUCAGGUAGUAAUAGAAUUCGAUUUUUUUGAAAUUGAAUAUAGUGAAAACUGUGAGAAUGAUUAUGUUAAAAUUAGAGACAAUAUUGGUUAUCGGACACCUAUAAUUGGAUUUUAUUGUGGUAUAAGGAAUACUUGGAAAGUUAAUUCAACAGAAAACAAAAUGUAUAUGGUAUUUUAUAGCAAUGGUCUGAUAGAAAAAGGUGGUUUCUCAGCUAAAUUGACUGCGAGACCAAUCAUUGAUUAA
Microplitis mediator is the source of this 1485-nucleotide messenger RNA. Its product is annotated as protein tolkin-like. Bases 1 to 1485 code for a protein of 494 amino acids. Gene Ontology annotation, molecular function: zinc ion binding; metalloendopeptidase activity. NCBI's taxonomy places the organism in Eukaryota, Metazoa, Arthropoda, Insecta, Hymenoptera, Braconidae. The transcript is spliced from 5 exons. The record is from RefSeq and is a predicted model, not a curated record. Gene Ontology annotation, biological process: proteolysis.